Lodderomyces parapsilosis is the source of this 2754-nucleotide messenger RNA. RefSeq lists its product as uncharacterized. The coding region runs from base 1 to 2754 and encodes 917 amino acids. The record is from RefSeq and is a predicted model, not a curated record. The transcript has a single exon. Lineage: Eukaryota; Fungi; Ascomycota; Pichiomycetes; Serinales; Debaryomycetaceae.
AUGGCAGACGUGUCCAAUGGAACCGGUACCAAUGACCAGUUCCAGUCCACUCUGGACAAUGUUGACGAGAUGUUUACCAAAUUGAGUAUCCCAGAAAUCCAACGAUUAUCAUCUCAGUAUAGUACCAUUAUUGCAACAACAAAGAAUGAAUUGCACAAUUUAGUUAGCGAUAAGUAUCGUGAUUUGAUCAAAAUAGCAGAAGACAUUGGCGAUCUACGAAACAAUUCACUCACGAUUGAGGAAAAAUUACAAGAAAUUUCCUACAAACCAUCGACAUUUGUAUCACCUUACAAGGAUUCAUAUGCUAAAUUUGAAUCCAUUGUACGAGAUCAGAAUGCAACCAAAGCUAAACAAAACUCGAGAACAGUGAUUGUUCGCAAUGUUAUCCAGAAAAGGUUGGCCAAAUUGGCCAAUAAAAUCUCACGUGAAGGGCCCAGUCCUAUACUUCACACGUCCAAUUUUAUACCAUUCGUGAAGGAGCUCUACACCAUUGAAGUUGUUUUUGGAGAUGUGUUGAAGGAAAAGAAGGAUCUUCAACAGCAAGUGCACAGCAUUAAGUACCACUUGCUUGACUACUUUGAGCAUGAAAUUUCGGUUUACAAUUUCCCCUUGACACUGUUUAAUUCGAACGACAAGUUUAGUCUUCGUCAACGAUUUUUAGCAAAGGACUUUUUAACGGAUCGCAACGCAAAGUUCGUUGAUGACAUCUCAUUCAUAGAAGAGGAUUUUGAUGAAUUUCAGGAUGACGAUGAUGCUGAGGAGGAUGGCACUGACGAUAUUCAAGUGAAACAAGAGCGAUUUGACAAAUUGGACACAUUCAAAAACACCAACUACAACAGAAAUGUCCUGGCUUUGUGCAACUACUUAGUAUGCUAUACAAUACUAUUAAGUGGCACUUCAAAUAGCAAAGAUAUCAAACAAAAAUUGAUUGACCUCAGAAUGAAGUACAUAAACAGCUUAUUGGCCCUGUCAAGCCAAAACACCCCAAUCAAUUACAGACUGGUAUUUCUGUACUUGGAGAACACAUGCACAUACCUCAGAAGCUAUUUUGGAGACAAUAGAGAUAGUGAUUACUUCCGAACCCUUCGUGAUAUAGCUAAGCCAUGGAGUUUAGUUGAGCUAGUGGGACAUAGAGGAUGGAUUGAUGACUCACAAGUUGACUUUGGUGAGUUCUUGGACACUGAUGGUGAAUACCUAGAAGUCAAUCCGAACAGCUCUAACAAAAUCGUGGAGUUCAUCUCAAGAUUAGCUUCUAUCUCGUCUCAAUCCACAGAAACACCUCCCACGAUGGAUUUCUUGACUAGUUCGAUAGUCAAAUAUUAUACCUUCAUAAUGAGUUUGAAAAGACUUGAUGAUGCAACCAAGCUUGUUGGGGUACAAUCUCAAUUGAUUGAUCUUGUUUCCAAAACAAAACUACUCGAUGAAUUGUCGGCAAAUUUGGAGAGUUUGAUCAAGGAAAUCUACGAUAACCAUGUAUCAAAACUAAUGAAUAACGAGGGAAUACUAGGAGCAGUGCAGGAUGUGCUAGAUAGUGCUGUUUCUGACAGUGUCACUCACAAUCCUUUUGACGUCGACGUGGUCAAUGUGAUGGAUUACAACCUUGGGGAGUACAUGAAAUUGGUCAUAAACAAAGGAGAUAAUACAAACAAAGCGCCAUACAACACUACUUACCAGUUGAAGCAAUGGCUAAAUGAGAGUUUUCAAUUGAAAAAGAUUACCGAUUUCAAUCGUGAUUUCUCUGAGAUGCUCAGAGGAAAGAAGGAUAUUUAUGACUACCUCCCCCAAUUGUAUCAUAGUUUGCGAAGUGAUGGUGUCCAGUGGGGCGAUUUUACUGGUGACAGUUUGAAGAAACGAUUCCAAACACUUUCUACCUCAGUGAACCAGAGCUUUAAUCAAGAGAUUUCAAAAUUUAGUACAUCUUUGUUUGAGUUGAGCUCAGAAGAGAGAGAGGUAAGCAAAUUAAUUUAUCUUAUUGGUCUUUUGACGAGUUUGCGUAAUGAGAUCAAGUCAAAAAUCGCUGCCACGAAUAGUGAUACAGGCGCAUUGAUGACUGCAGUAGAUUCAAAUAUUGACAGCAUUUUCAAGAAAGUUGUAUCUCAUGUAUUAGAUGGGGAGGUUUACAACCUUAGGCAAUUGAUUAUAGCAAAAGAGUCCCAAGCUAAUGAGGUGGAUAUACCUACGAGGCCUAAUAUUCAAUUGGCUCUGAAAAUGUAUGAGGUAGCUCAAGCCUUUCUUACGCAAGCUUCGAAGAUUGAACCUCAUAACGUUGAUUUGUUUCUGAACUCAUCAUUGGUACCUAGCCAAUUUAUAAAAGUCAAGAAUGAAUGGUUUGAGAAGCUGAUUGAAGUUAUUGUCUUUCAAAUUAACUCAUCAAUGAAUGAGAGUGAUAAAGCUGAUGUAAAAGAGGAGGAAGCGGGGGCAACUACCUGUGACACGGGAACCGAAUCAAAAGCAAGUAAAGAUGCUAACCUGAAUGACAAUGCUGUAGAUGAGGCAAAGCAGAAUGAAGCAUCAGAUUUCAACAGAGACGCAAAUGAAUCACAAACUUACAUUUUACAAACAGCAGCAAACAUUGCGUUUUUAAAGUUAUUCUACAAACCCAAAAUCAAUGCAGAGGACAUCAAAAGUGUAAUUGACGCCCUUUACAAUAAUAAAAAUGCGGAAAAAUUCAACGAAAACAUGUUGGAAAUUAUCGCUAGUGGCAUUUCUUCAUUUUACAAAACUAGAAAGAAUGUAUAUUUACCGCUACUGUGA